AUGAUCCUCUCCUCGAAAUUCCCGCCACUCGCGGCGCAUUCGACCUUGAGCGCGGCCCGAGCAAGCAUGACAACCGGCGCCAACACUAACCGCACUUCUCCUAGCCGUUCCAGGACCAGCGCGAGCACGGAAUUUCUCGGCUCUUCGCGUCCGAUUCUCGUGGAUAAUUAUGGCGAACGUGCGUCGCAGACCAGAUCGUUGGUCGCAUCGCGGAAACAUCGUAGCCGCCACGCCAGAGGCGGUCGCGGUGCAAUCACGGCAGCCGCGGCGGACGCGUCGAACGUUUCGUCAGACGGAGACGGAUGGUACUACUAUUCUGAGCCCGCUACGAGUAGCGGUAGCGUUACGACCGAUGCCGGUGACGAUACGAGCAGCAGUGCCAACACAGCUAGCGCUGCGGAGCGCGAGAGCGUGACCCGCGCCAAACGCGUGCGGUCUCUGGAAGACAUUAUCGAGCGGAGCAUCUUCAACUUCCGCUUCUUCACCCUCAUGGCCGUCGUGGGGUCGCUCAUCGGCUCCGCGCUCUGCUUCACCAAGGGCUGCAUCUUCGUGGCUCAGUCUGUGAAGGAGUUUCUGCUCUUCUGCUGGCAUGGCGUGGGCACGGGCAAGGUCAUUCUGCUGCUCGUGGAAGCCGUGGACGUGUACCUGAUCGGCACCGUCAUGCUCAUAUUCGGCAUCGGACUGUACGAGCUCUUUGUCAACUCCCUCGACGUGCCCCGCGACACAUCCCUGCUCUCCCCUGAGGCCCGCGCCGAGCUCUCACAGCGCAUCUGCGGCUCCAGCCUCUUUGGCCUCUUCCGCCUCAAGGCGCGCCCCAAGUGGCUCGAGAUUCAUUCCCUGGAUGAAAUGAAGACCAAGCUGGGCCAUGUGAUAGUGAUGAUCCUGCUCGUGGGCAUGUUUGAGAAGAGCAAGAAGGUGCCUGUGUCUUCCGCCCUCGAUCUCCUCUUCUUCUCCGCCUCGGUCUGCUUUGCUGCUGGCUGCCUGUUCCUGCUCUCGAAGCUUGUGGGCGGUGGAGGAGGAGGCCACGGGGGGAAUGGCUCUGGCGGUGGUAAUGGCGGGAGAAGCCAUAAUGGCAGCAAUUAG
Molecule: messenger RNA, 1083 nt
Organism: Closterium sp. NIES-65
Lineage: Eukaryota; Viridiplantae; Streptophyta; Zygnematophyceae; Desmidiales; Closteriaceae
Source: the annotation of a GenBank genome assembly